AUGUUCAUCUUUGCGCUCGUCCAUCUACUUUUCGCACCCACCAGCUAUGCAGCGCUGUAUGGGUUCCCCGAUUGCACUAAUGGUCCCUUGAAGAAUAAUAUCGUCUGCGAUACGGCCAAAAGUCCCAGGGAGCGGGCGCAGGCCGUCGUAAGCCUGUUCACCAUUGACGAACUCAUCAACAGAACUGCCAACGAAAACCCAGAGAUACCUCGGUUGGGUCUUUCUGGUUAUAAUUGGUGGUCUGAGGCCCUCCAUGGCGUCGCUACCAGCCCUGGUGUAACCUUCGCCCCUUCCGGCAACUUCAGCUUUGCCACAUCGUUCCCUCAGCCCAUACUCCUGGGCGCUGCAUUCGACGAUGCGCUGGUCAAGGAGGUAGCCACCGUGAUCAGCACGGAAACCCGGGCGUUCAACAACUUCGGGUUUGCCGGUCUCGAUUACUUCACUCCGAAUAUCAACCCAUUCAAAGACCCUCGUUGGGGGCGCGGUCAAGAGACGCCUGGCGAAGAUCCCUUCCACAUAUCGCAAUACGUCCUCCAGCUGAUUAACGGCCUGCAAGGCGGUAUUGAUCCCCCACAGUUUAAAAUCGUCGCGAGCUGCAAACAUCUUGCAGCAUACGAUCUCGAGCUCUGGCAAGGCAUCGCGCGCUUCUCUUUUGACGCCAUCGUGACCACCCAGGACAUGUCCGAGUUCUACCUCCCCCCAUUCCAGAGCUGCGUCAGAGACGCCAAAGUCGCAUCGGUGAUGUGCAGUUACAACGAGAUCAACGGGGUCCCAUCGUGCGCUAAUUCGUGGCUACUGCAAGACUUGUUGCGGGGCGAGUGGGGGUUCGAUGACAACCGUUGGGUGACAGCCGACUGCGAUGCUGUCGACAACAUAUGGAGAACACACCAUUUCACAUCUACGCCCGAAGAAGCUGCAGCCAUUGCGCUCAAAGCAGGUACAGAUGUUGGUUGUGCUCGCAAUGGAACGGCCUUCGCGAGGGACUUGCCGGCUGCUUUCAAUCAAUCAAUGAUCACCAGAGCCGAUCUAGAGGAAGCAGUCGUGAAGCUUUAUACUUCCCUUGUCCGCCUUGGAUAUUUUGAUUCUCCAGAGACACAACCAUUUCGACAGAUUGAUUGGUCGGACGUCAAUGUCCCGAGCACCCAAGCUCUUGCACAUAGAGCGGCGGUGGAAGGAGUAGUUCUUCUUAAAAACGACGGAAUCCUCCCGCUUGACCGCAAAUUCAAGCGUGUUGCGUUGGUAGGACCAUGGGCAAAUGCUACCGUGCAGAUGCAAGGCAAUUACCAUGGCAUCGCUCCAUUCCUCAUAAGCCCUCUACAAGGAGCCAUCGACGCAGGCUAUGAAGCCAUCUUCGAAUUCGGAACUGCAGUGACGGGGAACACUACGGAUGGAUUCUCCGCUGCGACAGCAGCGGCUCAAAGUGCCGACUUGGUUAUCUUUGCGGGAGGUAUUGAUGAAUUAUCCAUAGAAAGAGAGGGCCAAGAUCGUACGGAGAUCACAUGGCCUGGGAACCAGCUCGAGCUUCUUACAGAGUUAGAACGAGCAGGCAAGCCGAUCGUUGUCCUACAAUUUGGAGGCGGGCAGGUCGACGAUAGUGCGUUAAAAAGCAAUCGGAAGAUCAACGCGAUAGUAUGGGGAGGAUAUCCCGGACAAAGUGGAGGAACUGCACUGUUUGACAUCCUCACGGGAAAGGCGGCACCCGCAGGACGUUUACCCGUCACCCAAUAUCCUGCCGAAUACGUGAACCAGGUCCCUAUGACUGACAUGUCACUGCGCCCGUCUGCAAACAAUCCAGGACGAACCUACCAAUGGUACACCGGUACACCUGUCUUCGACUUCGGCCAUGGAUUGCAUUUUACCACGUUCUCUUUGAUGUGGCAGAAGAGACCUCAAGCGCGUUACAGCAUCUCGGACUUCGUAUCCAGUAUUCGCCGCUCAAAGACACCAGAUUUACUCACAUUUGACACACUCGAAGUGGUUGUCCAUAAUACGGGCAAGGUCAAGUCCGACUUCGUCACUAUGCUAUUUGUGAGUGGCAACGCUGGACCAGUGCCCCGACCCAACAGAAGGCUGGUUUCCUAUGCACGAUUACAUGAUAUCGGGCCAAGAUCAUCUGCAAAAGCUCACCUGAAUAUAACGCUCGGUUCUUUGGCUCGCGCCGAUUCGCAGGGGAAUAUGUGGCUGUUUAAUGGUGUAUACAAAGUGGCUGUCGAUACUCCAGGCCAAUUAGUGCAUCAAUUCGAACUAGUGGGGAGUCCUGUCCAGAUCAGCCAUUUCCCGCAGAAUCCGAGUACAUAG
Molecule: messenger RNA, 2298 nt
Organism: Pleurotus ostreatus (oyster mushroom)
Lineage: Eukaryota; Fungi; Basidiomycota; Agaricomycetes; Agaricales; Pleurotaceae
Exons: 4
Coding region: 1-2298 (765 amino acids)
Biological process (GO): arabinan catabolic process; xylan catabolic process
Cellular component (GO): plant-type cell wall
Molecular function (GO): alpha-L-arabinofuranosidase activity; xylan 1,4-beta-xylosidase activity
Source: RefSeq, a predicted model, not a curated record